Messenger RNA from Hansenula anomala, 2052 nucleotides. RefSeq lists its product as uncharacterized. Gene Ontology annotation, molecular function: ubiquitin-ubiquitin ligase activity. Gene Ontology annotation, biological process: protein monoubiquitination; protein polyubiquitination. Bases 1 to 2052 code for a protein of 683 amino acids. Gene Ontology annotation, cellular component: ubiquitin ligase complex. NCBI's taxonomy places the organism in Eukaryota, Fungi, Ascomycota, Saccharomycetes, Phaffomycetales, Wickerhamomycetaceae. The record is from RefSeq and is a predicted model, not a curated record. The transcript has a single exon.
AUGUAUCGUGCUUUCCAGUUCACGCCCUCGAAGGAUUCCGCUGAGAGCUCAAGCCAUUAUGAAGAACCUCCCAAUUACACUAAUCCACAAAAUGAUAGUGGUUCUGAUUCCGAACCCUUCACUGAUGGAUCUUCAACACGCCUUACAACUCCCACUUCUGCUUUAUCAGAGAGCAAUGCUAAUUCGCCUGCAGCUGGUUCAUUUGAAGAAUUUGAGAGCAGCUAUGCUGAUAAGGUACAUACUUUGCCACAUGCUGACUUCAAAGAAUUAGAGGUUAGCAUUAAUGUCACAAAAGAUGCCCCUAUUGACACUAAAAAAAGUUAUGAGAAGGAGGCACUUUUGAAAGAAUACACUUCUGGCGAUAUUGUACAUGGCAAUGUGAUUAUUCAUAAUACAUCCGAUAAGCCUAUUCAAUUUCAAAUGUUUCAUGUUACCUUAGAAGGAUAUAUUACAAUCGUUGACAAAGAUAAUAAGAAGCAAUUUAUCAAAAGGUUUUUAACAAUGGUUGAUAUGAGUGCUAGUUGGUCACAUGGUUGUGUUUCUCCAGCUGCAAAUAUUUCAUUUGAUCCACUUUCUAAAGAUGAAGAAGGUUGUGUUCUUGGGUUGAGAUAUGACAGAAUUAUUGAAGCCCAUACAAAGCAUAAGAAGUUUUUUGCGUUCAAGUUUCCAUACAGUUUGCUGGAUAAUGUCUGUCGUCAUCAACAAGAAGUCCAUUCUCUUUUGCCACCAAGUUUUGGGGUUGAUAGGGUCAAAAGCAACGGGAAAUUUUCAAGAAUACCAUUCAGUCCAGCUCUUAAUUAUGGCCACCUUGGUACACAUGGAUCACCAAUAUUGACAAAUGACAUUUCUGAAGCAAAGCUUUGUGUGAGCUAUAGUAUUAAUGCUAAAGUGAUAGGCUCUAGUCAAAAGAUACCGACGGCUUUAUGUGUGUGGAAGGAGGAGGAAUAUGCUUUACGUUUCAUCCCAUUUGGGUUUGCUGUACCUUUGUUUUCUUCAAAGAAAUGUUUAGAUUCCAUGGUUCAAAGUAUUGAGCAUGGAUUUCAAAUGGCUAGUCGUGCUUUGAAAUUGAAAGUUGAGGGAAAAUUGGAUGAAGUCAGAAGAUUUGAUUUAGAAAUUAAACAUAGACAACUCAGAGUUUCUUCUAAUGAUUACGCUGGUAACCAAACUCAAAGUUUUCCUUUAAGGAAUAAGAGCUUUGGAGGCUCUGAUUUCUCAAAAGUUGAAGCUCAUUUGAAAUAUUUAUACCCAAGAAGUACAUCAAGUUUCUUGACGGCCAGAGUCAAGGCCAAUCAAACGGGUAUAACCAAAAGUGGGUUAAUCAAAAUUUCAACAACGAUUCCAAAAGAUGGGCUUCCUUAUAAGUCACCAAAGCUUUUGAAAAAGAUAAAUGAAGUUUCAAAUCUGUCGGAAACUGGACUGAAAAACUAUGAUGUCUUAUCUUCUUCAUUGUCGAUGACUGAAAAGCAAAAGCUGACUAAACUGAGACUUUAUUUGAAUUUUACACCAUCAGAUAAUUCAUUAGAGGUAGCACCACCACCAAUCAAAUUUGUAAAGACAACUUUACUAGUGUUCAAUAUAUAUUCAUCAUCUCCAAUUCCAAUCAAACUUUCUCAAGAUCUGUUUUUGGAAGAGAAAAAUUUGGAGCAAUUAAAGUCAAAGUUUGAUGGAUAUUACAAAGCAUUUACCGAAUUGCAAAGUGAAUUAAAAUCAAAUUCUAUUGAGAUAAACUCUUACCUGGAUAACUCAAUUCUUCAAGACAUCAUAUCAAUGAAAGAUUUGCAAGUCGACAAAUUCUCAAUACAAGCAUUUGAUUCUUCAAUUGAUGAAUCCACAUGGAAUCUGUCAAAAAAAGCAGAAGAUCGAAGAAUUUGGGAGAGGGAUAUAACAUUGUCCUUCACCUUCAAAGAAAAAAUGUCUGAAACACUGAUUCCAAAUUUUCAAAGUUGUAUUCUUUCGAGAGUUUAUUCCAUUGGAGUUAAAUUUGGGUUCAAAAACGGUCAAAGCUGUGAGCUGUUUGUUCCUAUUCGUAUUAGGAAGUUUGAUGAUCUUUAG